Molecule: messenger RNA, 1418 nt
Organism: Bipolaris maydis ATCC 48331
Lineage: Eukaryota; Fungi; Ascomycota; Dothideomycetes; Pleosporales; Pleosporaceae
Biological process (GO): membrane organization; endoplasmic reticulum tubular network organization
Cellular component (GO): membrane; endoplasmic reticulum
Source: RefSeq, a predicted model, not a curated record
CAGCCCACGACUCUUGCUGAGCUGCCGGACCCAUUAUCUACCAAGGUAACCCCCCCAUUGCGUAGCCCACACGACAGCUGCUACACCCGCCUAAAUAGCAACAAAUGGCACCCCCACCGCCAGCCUCGAUGCCUCUGGGCCAGCGCCUUGCUGCUCUUGCGCAAACUCUUCAGUUCGCCUGGUUUGCUGGGCACGUUACGCUGCUGCUCUCUACUCUGCGUUACGGCUUGUCUUACAUCACCUUUAACUUUUCCUCGCGAUGGGCGUCGUUUUCCUACCGCACUGCCUUCCUGUCGGCCUGCGUCACGUACGGCAUCGUCGUCUACAAGGCAUACCGCGCCCGCAUGAGGGCAGGCAAGCAGAGCGGUGUUGUUGCUCUUGCUACUGACGAAAAUGUGCAAUACUUGAUCAUGGCCCUCACAUGGCUCUUCUCUCGCCAGAUCCCGCUUGCCAUCCUUCCCUUCUCCGUCUACUCCAUCUUCCACGUCGCUACCUAUGUGCGCGCCAACCUGUUGCCCACUAUCCAGCCCCCACCCGCUGCUCCGGCCGGCGCUAAGCCCCAGGCAUCAGCCGCCUCGGACGCUAUCGGCAGGUUUGUCAAGGAAUACUAUGACAGCUCCAUGACGCUUGUUGCCCUACUCGAGAUUUUCCUGUGGUUCCGCGUCUUUGGAUCUGCACUCCUCUUCCAGAGGGGCUCGUGGAUCCUGCUCGUUGUCUACACCGUCUUCUUCCGCGCCCGCGUUGCACAGAGCAGCUUUGUCCAAGAGGCCAUUAGCCAGCUUACUGCUCGCAUCGAUGCUCAGCUUGCUAACCAGAGCACUCCUCCUGCUGCCAAGCAGGGCUGGGGUACUUUCAAGACUGUCGUUCGUCAAGCUGCUGAUGCUACGGAUAUCCGCAAGUACGUCGGAGGCCAGCCCGGUGCCGCUCCCAAGAAGGCGCAGUAGAUGUUCAAAUAAAAUUAUACAAGCGACUUGCCUUGACUUCAACCAUGCUCGACAAGUCACAUGUUGGGGGAGUCAUUUGGUAUGAAUCCUGACGAAGACAAAGCAGUCAUGAAUGGCAAUAGAAACGUUUUUUGUUUGGCAUGGAGCGAGGCUAGUCGAAAAGGAAAAAGCGUUUGCGCAGGAGAUUUGGUUCAUUAGCGAUAUCCCCGUGUACGCGAGGCUGUGUGUGUGGCAUGACGCGGCCUAAUGUGGAUGAUUGUCGGAAAAGCAAAAGGAGAGUGUAUAUCCGACUCAAGGAUACUGAUGAAGCGUUUGUGAACUAGUCCGUGGAUCAUGGACGACGUGGUUGUGGCUAUUUCUGUUUGUUUGUUUCUUUUUUAAACUCUUUUACCUGGCCAAGAGUCUAUGGUAGUGUUUGCUCAAGCGCAGGUAAAAUGAAUACACGAGAAUUAUUGAUAUCGAUUUGUGGGUUUU